Molecule: messenger RNA, 636 nt
Organism: Coccomyxa subellipsoidea C-169
Lineage: Eukaryota; Viridiplantae; Chlorophyta; Trebouxiophyceae; Coccomyxaceae
Exons: 4
Coding region: 1-636 (211 amino acids)
Source: RefSeq, a predicted model, not a curated record
AUGGCCAUGGACAGAGGGGAGAUGAUGGUGUAUGCAAAUGGGCGUGCAUAUCACAAGGCAGAGAGCUUGAUCACCGUCCGUCUUAAGGGCACUGGGCCAGGCUUUGGCCCAGAGGCCAGGUUCCACAGUGAGGAUGGUGCUGCAGCCAUCCUCAAGGCACUCAGCAAACACUGCUGCUUCACACGGGGAGUGCUAGAGGACAAGCACGGUGUCAUCAUCACUGAGGCCACAAAGCGCCUGGAGCCAGGCACAUACUUCUACAUUCCAGACUCGUCAGUGGACUCGCACACCAUCGUCGACCUUGCCUCGGCUGUGAAUGCGGGACUCUCGAGUGCCAUUGUGUCUCAUGGAGAUGAGCUGGCCAAGGUAUUUGCGACUGCAGCGGUGGAAGCAGAGAUUGUGCACCAGAAAGAAGGUCGGCGCACAGUGGAUGUGCUGAUGCCGCUGCUAUACUUCACGCUGCUGAUGCUGUGGCUGGUCUGGCAGCGGGGCGGCUGGCUGGACAGUGUGGCCGAGGCCCAGAACGUGCUCACGGUCUUCCGACGCAUUGUGCAGCUGACGGACAUCGGCUUUGCCUUCUACUGGGACCCGCCCAAGUACUGGGUGGCCAUCAAGAUGCUCCUGCGCUGGCGCUGA